CUCAUGAAUGCAUCACAGUGAUAUAACACGUGCAUAAGGAAUAGAAAGUAUAAAAGACGUGAAGCUACACAGACGGAUGUUGAAGCCUUGACAUCAUCAUUGCACGCUCAACACUUGAUUUGUGUGUAUCUCUUGAUCAUUGUGCAAGACAUAAAAAAAGACAGAAUGCAUCACAUUCUCCUUUUCGCUCUGCUCACAGUUUCUGUCUUGGCUGAUGUUCAACCUCAGUACUCCUUCUCCCCACCGGUGGGGUCUGGAUCUGGCAGCCCUUACAGUAUCACUGGAGAGGAAAGACUCACAGCUGUCCGGGUGUGGGAGGUCUACAACGGCCAUAUCUAUGGCAUCCAGUUUCGCUACGGCUUUGUCUGGUCCUCCGUUGCUGGAUACGUAAGUGGCGAGCCCAAGGAGAUUGAAUUAUUUGACAAUGAAGCCAUCAUCCAGAUUUCUGGGAAGUAUGCUCACUAUGUGCAGUCGCUGGUGUUAAUCACUAACAGGGGCCGCUCACUGUAUGUGGGCCAGCCUACAGGUCACUCCUUCAACAUGUAUGCCACCAACAGCAAGGCUGAGCUGCGUUUCAUCAGCGGCCGGUUCCAUGGAGGGCUUACCUCCAUUGGAGCACACUGGGCUAUCUUUUACCAAUCUGCUAAUGACACUGCAAUGAACUGAUUUCAGUUCGGUGGUGGAUUUUAUUCAUUUUUCAACAUUUAGAUGUCAGAAAAUUUAACCUUCUGCUGAGCUGCUGGUCUGAAAUGCAUUUUUGCCAUAAUCAUCUCUCUUAGUUAAAUUGUUUGUUGUUUAUUGCAUGGGUUGAGAGAACUUGACUAUUCUUUCCAGAACCUUUUGUUCUGAGGCAAGGUUUUAAUCCACAUAUCUGAGCACCCACACAAAGUAACACAGGGCAUUAUAUAGUUACUUAUACUGCAUUAGAACCUUAGCUUACCUUUCCCCUUUUCUUCUUGAUUUUUGUUUAUGUAUGAACAUAUAUUAUACAGAGGAAAAUGCUUUCACAAACACAUGCACCAUGUAACUGGCUUAUGAUAUUCAACUUUGAUCUGAAUCAGUUUUUUUUUCUUAAUUUUACCUUUACAUUUGUACACAUCAUGCUCUUGUCCUUGAUUGAAAUAUGUAAGAAAUAAAAUGUUUAAUACAAAUGAAUCUUUUGCACAUCAAAA
Messenger RNA from Morone saxatilis (striped sea-bass), 1172 nucleotides. RefSeq names its product zymogen granule membrane protein 16-like. Lineage: Eukaryota; Metazoa; Chordata; Actinopteri; Moronidae. Bases 166 to 666 code for a protein of 166 amino acids. The record is from RefSeq and is a predicted model, not a curated record. The transcript is spliced from 5 exons.